AUGGAAGAACUUCUUCUCAGCGUUCAAGGCUGUCUGCGGUCCCCCAGCCAGAGCAACAACUCCUCUGUUCAGCGCCGAAGGCAGUAUACUACUCAUCGAGAGGACAAAAUUCUACAGCGAUGGGCCGAACACUUCAGAGGCGUCCUCAAACGUCCCUCCACCAUCUCCGACGCUGCCGUCGCCCGUCUGCCUCAAGUGGAGACCAACGCCGACCUCGACCUCCCGUCCUCUCUCCAUGAAACUAUCAGGGCCGUGCAACAGUUCUCCACCGGAAAAGCUCCGGAUCGAACGCGAUCCCUAUUGAGAUCUACAAACACAGUGGCCCCCAACUCAUGGAUCAUCUGA
Spirometra erinaceieuropaei is the source of this 345-nucleotide messenger RNA. The record is from the annotation of a GenBank genome assembly. NCBI's taxonomy places the organism in Eukaryota, Metazoa, Platyhelminthes, Cestoda, Diphyllobothriidea, Diphyllobothriidae.